GUCGAAGAGAAGAGGGGAAGAAGGUAAAAAAAAAAAAACCGUGAGAGAAAGGCCUGAGACCAAUCUCCUCCUGACUGAACAGAAAGACUGACCUCGGAGUCAGUCGCGAACGUGACAACUUGGUAGGUGACUCCCUAUUCCAUGCUUUCAACUAUUUCUUCCAUCCAUCCUCCACUCGUUUGCGGAGGAUAAUUUUCCUCUCUUCCCAUUUCACACCUUUCUUGCCUUUCCCCCUACCCUACGUAUCAUAGUUCUGAGCCUUUUUUACCGCAAGCAGCCGCGGGUACGAGUACAGUACCGUUGACAGCAACCAAAGCGGGGCGCAGGACAACAUUCUGACGUUUUCAGCUCGCUUCCUCUUAUCCGUCUUUUGGGGUAACGUCUUUGUAUAAGACCUGCACUGUCUUCCCAACCCACGAUUCAACUGUCUCCAUUCCAGAACAACUCCAAAACGUCCACUAAUUCAAUAUGUCGGAUAACGAAGACUCCAAACAGUUUGCCAAGGAAAGGCCGAUAUCGACCAUCGCGCGGUCCUUCUCCGCGCAACUGAACGACGCGUUCCUGAUUGAUGAUACAUUGGACCAGUUGUCCUCUACCGUCGAGCAAAAAAAGCUCUCGGUAACCUUCCACUCGAAAGAACUGGAAGAGUUGGAAGCGCGGAUUCGCCGCGCUGAAGCUCUCCUGGAGGAGAAGAAGAAACGCUUCUCCGAGCAGCUCCCCGGCGAGCAACCCUCCGAUCUAUCAGCCCCCAGCACUCGCCCCGCUAGGCAGUCAAUGCCCGACCACGACCAACCGGAAAGCUCGCAGGCUGCGGCUGCUCCACCAAACAGACCUGCUCCUGCCCCGCCAGUUGCCAAUGGUGGCAGCGCUAAGGGUGAGUUCGUGGUGAUUGAGAAAUCGGCCAGCAUGCCUGGCGAGUCGGGGAAUGGCCCCCCUGCUGCGGUGUUUGGUGAGCAAUAUUCUGCGAGACCGCCACCGCCUGUUCCGACUUGACUAUUCUUUAUCAUUGCUAUUCCAUGUCGUGAGGAGCUUCCGUUGGGCUGUAUAGGGUGGGGUGGUAGGGCUUGUCAUGGUUUCGGGUGUUAUUGCUUGUUUUUUUUAUAUUUUACUCACUAUUAUUUUCUAAUAUCUCUCUCCUUUCACCUCAUCCUGUUCAAAUGCUCUGCGAAUCUAUGGCGGUUGCCUCGUUCCCGGGAACGGAUGGGGGAACUCUUUUUUCGAACAAAUCUCUAGGGAGCGUACCAAUAACGUGACGCAUGUGAUGUGUUGUUCUAGAUUCUAUACCUUUUCCAUAACUAGCUUUAGCGUUGCUUUUCUUUUUUCUUCUUUUCUUCUUUUCCUUCGAGGAUGGUU
Tuber melanosporum (Perigord truffle) is the source of this 1353-nucleotide messenger RNA. RefSeq lists its product as uncharacterized. The coding region runs from base 469 to 993 and encodes 174 amino acids. The transcript has 3 exons. NCBI's taxonomy places the organism in Eukaryota, Fungi, Ascomycota, Pezizomycetes, Pezizales, Tuberaceae. The record is from RefSeq and is a predicted model, not a curated record.